UAUCUCGGCUGGCCCAGCGUAUGGAUGCCAUUUGCGGGAUGAUAUGCCGUCGCUUGUGGAAUCAAGGUUGGCGAUUGCCUCUCGCGCAUCUCUCGUUGUGGCAGAGGUUCUUGUUAUGGCCAUUACCUAUGUUGAGAUGGGUCACUAUCGUCACAGUGCGGACAUCAUAAGUGUCUUUCAAAAAAGGUUGACACUAUCAAGUGUGUUCUACGAAAACGGCAGGAUAUACUUCGUGUAGUACCCAUCAAGCGCGAAACUGCCUUGAUGCUGACUUUCGGAUGUUCAGAUUGGUGACUCUCAUGAACGCUUACUAUCUUAUGACCUGGAUGCCUCUUCCCGCGCGUAUACUUCGCUUUCCACUCACCUUCAAAGUUGUUCU
Messenger RNA from Trametes versicolor FP-101664 SS1, 379 nucleotides. RefSeq lists its product as uncharacterized. The record is from RefSeq and is a predicted model, not a curated record. Bases 44 to 238 code for a protein of 64 amino acids. NCBI's taxonomy places the organism in Eukaryota, Fungi, Basidiomycota, Agaricomycetes, Polyporales, Polyporaceae. The transcript has 3 exons.